This is a messenger RNA of Rodentolepis nana, 174 nucleotides long. NCBI's taxonomy places the organism in Eukaryota, Metazoa, Platyhelminthes, Cestoda, Cyclophyllidea, Hymenolepididae. The record is from the annotation of a GenBank genome assembly.
ACGGACACAGUGACGCAAUUAGCGAUCGAUCAGAUACAAGCCACUAUCAACGGACUUCACAGCACUCUCCAGAAUCUGAAUGAACUUCGCGAGAAGUGGCUCCGUGGUACUCCUGAACCCGAUUUGGAGAAGAAGGCAAGUCUAUUGAACCCUGGUUCGAGGCUAUUUUCGUAG